Molecule: messenger RNA, 3208 nt
Organism: Bactrocera oleae (olive fruit fly)
Lineage: Eukaryota; Metazoa; Arthropoda; Insecta; Diptera; Tephritidae
Source: RefSeq, a predicted model, not a curated record
GUAAAAGGCAUUUCCACAGAAAUAUUUGUAUGUACCUAAGCUGUGUACCAUUUAUAAAAAUGGACAAUUGCUGCGGUGUAUCGAAUAUCAUAUAAAUGUUAAAUAAUAAUUAUUUAUAUUAUGUAUACAAAAUUUAAGUUUCGGCGAAUUACUAAUAUUUUACAAGAACAAGAUGAUUAAAAUAUAUUAGCUACAAUAUAAAAUAAGAAUUUUCAAAAUCCCUUUAUAUUUGAUCAAACGAUAUAGCACUCCUUUUUGUAUUAGAGAAAAACGUAAAAUAACUGAACUUGGAACUGAAAUUGAUCGAAAAGAUAUAAUUUUCGGGGUAAACAAUCUAGCAAAUGCAUUGAUCUAACAAAACAGCUGAUGCUGCGUAUAUCACACAUAUAAUGUCAAUAGUGGAAAAAUCCACCAGUAAACAUAAUCGUGGCAACCAUUACAGAAUCCGAUUCGAAUUUGACAUUUCCUAUAUACUCUAAAACGAAAGAAAAACGAAAAGCGGAAAAAACUACGUGUCUCGAUGAAAUAUCGGAAAAGGAUUGUUCUGUAAAACAGCGGAAAGGUCCAAAAAUUCGGAAUUACUAAUUUCAGAAAACUAAAAAAAAUAUAGUGCUAAUAUUGCAAUUUUUUUUUCGAACGAGACUUGCCAAAUUUUGUACAUACAGUUGGCUAGUUUUGUAUUUAUUUUUAUUUGACGAGUGUGGUAUUUCCCAUUCUAUCUAGUUGUUGGAUGCUUGUGAUCUUUAAUAUUGUAGUAAAUCGAAAAUUCUGCUAGCAUAAUUCAAAAUUAAUAUAUUUCUGGAGUCAAUCAGCCUAUUGGCUGUGCGUGCUAUCAACAACGACAACAUGCAAAUAUUACUUUCGUCCGUAUGUCUGGCGUUGACUAGCAUCGUCAUCGGGAACGCCUACUACCAGAAGAAGCAAUUUUAUCCUGCGGUUGUGUACAUCACCAAAUCCAAUGCAUCUAUGGCCGUUAUUUAUAUACAGUUUUUCGUUAUAGUUUUCAUGUUUGGAAAGUUAUUGCGCAAGAUAUUUCUGGGCACAUUACGAGCAGCUGAGUUUGAACAUCUAUUGGAGCGAUUUUGGUAUGCCCUUACAGAAACAUGCCUUGCAUUCACUGUAUUCCGCGAUGACUUCAAUCCGCGCUUUGUAGCACUAUUUACAGUUUUAUUGUUUUUGAAAUCAUUCCAUUGGUUGGCGGAAGAACGCGUUGACUUUAUGGAGCGAUCACCUGUACUUGGUUGGCUAUUUCAUAUACGCGUAGCAAGUCUUCUCGGAGUAUUGGGCAUUUUAGAUUACUUUUUGCUUAUGCACGCCUAUAAUUCCACUCUAGUUCGUGGACCAACAGUGCAGUUAGUUUUUGGCUUUGAAUAUGCAAUAUUGCUAACUGUAGUUGCGAGUACAGCCAUCAAAUAUGUGCUACAUGCUGCUGAAAUGCGAACCGAUGUACCAUGGGAAAAUAAAGCCGUAUUUUUGCUGUACACCGAAUUGGUGAUUGGCUUGAUCAAAGUAAUUCUCUAUGUAUUGUUCGUGUUUAUAAUGGCCAAAAUAUACGCAUUACCGAUGUUUGUAUUUCGCCCAAUGUUCUUUACGAUAAGAAAUUUCAAGAAAGCACUUAUCGAUGUCAUUAUGUCAAGACGCGCUAUACGAAAUAUGAACACACUUUAUCCUGACGCUACUCCUGAAGAACUACGACUUUCAGAUAACAUAUGUAUAAUCUGCAGAGAAGACAUGAUAAACCACUCAAAAAAGUUGCCUUGCGGUCAUAUUUUCCAUACCACUUGUUUACGUUCGUGGUUUCAACGUCAACAAACCUGCCCAACAUGUCGUCUAAAUAUAUUACGAACACCUAAUGCCAACUCUACUGCGAUUCCAAGAGCAGACGAAGUAGUGGGUGGUGGAGCUGCGGGCCAGGGUGCUGCAGCUGCUGCUACGCCUACUGCUGCUGCUGCUCCCAUACCAAAUCAGGCAAACGGUGCUGAGAUGCCACGAGUUGACGGAGCAGCACCACCCAAUGCUGCAGGUAUCCCAGGGUUGUUUGAAAACAUUGGCAUGGCCAAUGUCGGUACAAGUAAUUUGCCUGGUGGGUUGCCGUCGAUUUCUACGACAGCAGCACCAUCCAAUUUCCCAACUUUGCCGUUGCCUCCACCAUUCAUGAUACCGCCUCCAUUCCCAUUUAUUGCCCCAUAUGCUGUACCACCACCACCUAUGCCAUCGGAUCUAAGUACCUUGAGCGAUGAAGAAUUAAAAUUAUUAGAAGGAAAUGAACGCCGUAAUGUUGAAGAACGUAUCAAGCUGCUACGUAAUAUUGAAUUGAUGCUGAAUGCUGCAGGAAUAUUAAUGAAUAACUACCAAAUAAUUACUGCGCGAUUGCAAACUACAGCACCAUUUCCAACCGAAACUGUAGCGUUUUCGAACAACACCACCAAUACUACUUUAAAUAAUACAAACGAAGAACCCAGUACAUCAGCGGCUGCUGUUGCAGCGCUUGCUGAAAGUCAGUUGCAUGUACCUGGUACCAGUAAUGUUGCAUCAGUAGCGAAAUCAACAGUUUUUACAGAAAGCUCAUCACAUCCUCCAUUGCAAAAACAUGGUGAUGUGACAAUUGAAGAUAUAGGCGGUGAAGAACAUGAAUAUGGUGUUACGCAGAGUAGUGGUGCAACACAAGUAUCAGCAUCAUCUUCAGUGCAUACGCCGGGUAUUGAAAAAUGUACUGAUGACAAAACUACCAGCAUUACAGCUGAACAACCUGAGAAUGCCGAGCUCAGUGAACUGAGAAAACGACGUUUAAAAUUCCUUGAAGAAAUCAGCAAAUUAUCAACGCCAACAACAACUUCUGAAAAUACUUCGAGCGAUUAGAGAAGGACUUUUAGCUUUAUGUUGUUUAAGUUUUGUUUUCAAGAUUUUUAUUUGAUUUGGAAAUUAAAGGGUGGAAAAAAGUAAUUGCUGUUCAAAAAGAAAACCCAUAUAUAAAAAGACGGAAAUUAUGUUGAAGUUAUGAUAGAAGCAAAGAAUGGAGAAAUCAUGAGCUGAACUGUAUUUAAUAAUAUAUAAAUAAAAAAAUAAUAAUAUAUACUUACAUACAUAAAUAAAUGAAAACUCAAUUUGUACUGUUUAAUUUUUCUCCUGUAUAUAAAUAUUUGUGUGUAGUAAAUUUUUCAACCAAUUACAUUCACUAGACAAAAUAAAUAGAGAAAUAUUGACUAAA